Equus quagga is the source of this 1781-nucleotide messenger RNA. It is a transcript of the gene RNASEH2A, whose product is annotated as ribonuclease H2 subunit A. Gene Ontology annotation, cellular component: ribonuclease H2 complex. Gene Ontology annotation, molecular function: RNA-DNA hybrid ribonuclease activity; RNA binding. The record is from RefSeq and is a predicted model, not a curated record. The transcript has 10 exons. Lineage: Eukaryota; Metazoa; Chordata; Mammalia; Perissodactyla; Equidae. Bases 807 to 1706 code for a protein of 299 amino acids. Gene Ontology annotation, biological process: mismatch repair; DNA replication, removal of RNA primer.
CGCGCCCGCGGGCGGCGGGGGAGCGCGCAGCCGCGGCCCCAGCCCCGCGCCCCCCAUCCGCGGGGAGCGCGGGCGCGGCAGCCCCGACCCCGCGCGGGCUGCUCCCCGAGCGCGCCGGCGUCGGUUGGAGGCCGGCAUGGCCCGGAGCCCGGCAGCGCUGCUGCUGCCGCUUCUGAUGCUCCUGCUGCUGGCCACCCCUGCCCAGGUCUCCCCCGACUACCAUUACUUUGGCGAGCAGGGCGAAGGAGACACCUGGGAGCAGCUGCGGUUGCAGCAUCGGGAGAAAGAGGAGGACACAGGGGUCGACCCCCCCUACCUGGCCCUCCAUCCCUAGAGGUGGAGAACUCCAUCUUUGGCCCGUGGGGAAAGUGGCGCUGUUUGUGUGACGUGGGCAAGCAGGAGCGCAGCCGCGAGGUGCUGGGGGCAGCGCUGGGCCUGGUGUUCAUGGACCGCGAGAACCUGGUGCAGGUGCGGCCCUGCGGGCAACGAGAUUGUUCAUCCUGCAAGCCGACAGACUGCGACUGGAGGCCCUGAGCCUGGCCCCAGCGUGCGGGGCUGCAGAGGCCCCGCGGCGGAGCUCGGAAAGCGACCCCGCCCACCCGGUUCCCCAACAGCGGAGCUUGGCCGUCCGCCUCGGGAACUACAAUUUCCAGCGAGCUGCGCGGCAGCGGCGUCUGCUGCGCGCCGACGUCUGCGGCGGGGCGUGUCCUGCGCCGAUUGGUCGGGAGCGAGCGCCGCUGCGGGGCCCGCGGAAAACGCGCGCCGAGACCAGCACCUGCGGACCUGGUUUCUGCGGCCGAGGCGACAUGGAUCUCAGCGAGCUGGAGAGGGACAAUACGGGCCGCUGCCGCCUGAACUCGCCUGUGCCCGCGGUGUGCCGCAAACAGCCCUGCGCCCUGGGUGUCGAUGAGGCGGGCCGGGGCCCGGUGCUGGGCCCCAUGGUCUACGCCAUCUGUUAUUGCCCCCUGUCCCGCCUGGCAGAUCUGGAGGCCCUGAAAGUGGCAGACUCAAAGACCCUGUCGGAGAGCGAGCGGGACAGGCUCUUUGCGAGAAUGAAGGAGGACGGGGACUUUGUGGGCUGGGCACUGGACGUGCUGUCUCCAAACCUCAUCUCUACCAGCAUGCUUGGGCGGGUCAAGUACAAUCUGAACUCUCUGUCCCAUGAUACGGCCGCUGGGCUGGUGCAGUAUGCUUUGGACCAGGGUGUGAAAGUCGCCCAGGUGUUUGUGGACACCGUGGGGAUGCCAGAGACAUACCAGCAGCGGCUGCAGCAGCGCUUUCCCGGCAUUGAGGUGACGGUCAAGGCCAAGGCAGACUCGCUCUACCCCGUGGUCAGCGCCGCCAGCAUCUGUGCUAAGGUGGCCCGAGACCAGGCUGUGAAGAACUGGAAGUUUGUGGAAAAGCUACAGGACUCGGACACUGAUUAUGGCUCCGGCUACCCCAACGAUCCCAAGACGAAAGCGUGGUUGAGGAGGCACGUGGAGCCCGUGUUCGGCUUCCCCCAGUUUGUCCGGUUCAGCUGGCGCACGGCCCAGAGCAUCCUGGAGAAGGAGGCGGAAGACGUUGUCUGGGACGACUCGGUGGCAGAGGAUCAGGAGGGAGUUGGGAGGAUCACGGCCUAUUUCGAUGAAGGCCUCCGAUCGCGCACCCGGCUGCCCCACCGGUACUUCCAGGAGCGCGGCCUGGCGCCGGCCGCCACUCUCUAGGAGCCGGCCUGUCUGCCCCCUUGCCCGCCCCCUCCCGAGUUUGUGAUUAAAAUUGUUGAAGGAAGGCCCAGUGUG